CGUUUCUUUCUCCUCUCCCCAAUCUCCUCGCUGUAUUGCUCUUCAGUCGAUCCAAUCCGUUGACCUAAUUCGAUCGAUACAUUUAUUAUCUUCAACCAGACCCGUUCCUUUCGCCUCUGUUGGCAAUAGUGAACGAGGAACUACAAUUUGGUUAGAUCGGUAACAUAUUGAAGCGAAGAAUGUGGAGUUUAUUGGCAGAGGUGAAGAAGGGUGGGAGUGAUAUCGGAGACUGCAAAGGAAAAGAUGUCUGGGUAUUAUGAAGUUGUUCCAUGCAGCGUGAAGCGUGAUCCGGCUGCCAUGUCGAAGCUUAACAUGUAUGAUAAAAUUGAUCCAAUGGACUGCACUCUGGAGCUUGACAAGUCCCAAUCAAUUUGGGGGCAAGAGAUCUCAGUUGCCUAUGAAGUUGUAUUUGUGAGAAUUGACAUCGGAUGUCUCUUAAGGUUCCUCAGCAAAACGUGCUGUAUCAAUGAAAAUAAUGUGAGUUGCUUGUGCUUUGAAAGCAACCCACAAGCUUUGUAAGAUUCUUGAAUUUACUGUGGAUGUCCUGAUGGUGAACAUCAAGCACCAUGGACACAUACAAACAAGCAUUGUUGGGGAUACAGUGAAAACAGCUUUUUUUUCCCUUUAGGUGGUACUAUGGAAUGUUGAAAGUUGAAGCAGCUCUCAUUUGUUUUGUAUUAAUGCUAAAACAGCUUUUAGUUCAGAAUUAUAUUGUCCUUUUUUUCCCCAGUUUAUGUCUUGAUGGUACUGCUAAGCUGCUGACUGAUCUGAAUCCAAUUUGAAAUUUUGGGUAAAGAUAUACUGAUAUUACUGGAGGAGAAGGUGGGGAUGACAACAACAACAAAUGCACCGACCGCUCCACUUGUGCAAGAGUGUGGCAGGGGUGUUCACAGCCCGGUGGGACCUCCUGCCAUGAUGCAUUGUCGCAGGAGUGGGUGAGCAUGACAGUGGCAUUUGUACAAACUACUGCCGAGGUAAAAAAGAUGUGAAGUGCAUCCAUGCCAAUGCACACACACACACACAUAAACAAGUUGACAUUUGAGCUUUCAUGUCAAGCAACUCAUUAUGGUUAUGGAAGAGUGUUGAGGAAGCUUCACAUGUUCAGUCAAAGUUUGUCCAUCCCUGGGGAAGGCAGCAUUUGCUCAGCCCUCCGAUUCCUUCGUACUCCCAAAAAAGAGAGAGAUCACAUGGGGUGUUCAUCUCUUUCUCUCUGUCUCUCUGCUCUCUCUGUCACAUUUAUAGAGGCCUACUAUCUCCCUCCACCAACCCAUUCAUUUUCCUUCCAUAAACCACCGUUACCACCUGCAAUUCCUCUUCAUCAGCUCGCUCACUCAUCCAUGGGCUUCCCCUCCGUCUGCUACACUGUCAUCCUGCCGCGACCGGUCGCCUUCGUCGUCAACCUCCUCGACCGCAUCAAGCUCGCCGUCUCCAUGGCCCUCUUCUACCUCGGCCUCGCGACCUCCUACGAGGACUACUUCGCCUUCCCCCUGCAGCUCCCCGACCUGCCCUCCCCCCUCUCGCUUCCCUCUCCGCCUUCCGCCAUCAAGACCAGGCUCCCCGUCGUCAGGUUCUCCACCCUCCGCCCCAGCUCACACCACGGCGGCGAAGCCAUCUGCGCCGUCUGCCUCGGCGCCUUGGAGGCCAAGCACGAGGUCAGGGAGCUCGGCAACUGCUCCCAUGCCUUCCACAAGGCCUGCAUCGACAAGUGGGUGGACAUUGGCCAGCUCACCUGCCCUCUGUGCCGAGCUCAGCUGUUGCCCAACGGAAGCGAGGAGGAGGAGGAGGAGCAGGAGGAGGAGGAGGACGAUGCCGCGUUUGCUGAGCCUUCCCGAGGUUGAAGCCAAAGAAUAGCUAGCUGCAUACAGUGGGUUAAUACAGUGUUCUUGUACCCUGAUGAACCAUAAUUUACCUACCUCAAGAGGCUUAUGUACAAAGUUGGUGCUAAGACUGACGAGUCACUUGAAAUCCUUUACUCUUUACCGUGUUCUCUCGUUCGAGAUAUUGGUGUACAUGAUUCUACAUGGAAAAAGAAAGCAUCUUGUGAGUGUGUAAAUCCAUUUAUUUUGCCUGCAAAGGAUUGGGUUGAUGGUUGAUGAUGAC
Musa acuminata subsp. malaccensis (wild Malaysian banana) is the source of this 2100-nucleotide messenger RNA. RefSeq names its product brassinosteroid-responsive RING protein 1. The record is from RefSeq and is a predicted model, not a curated record. Gene Ontology annotation, biological process: protein ubiquitination. Gene Ontology annotation, molecular function: ubiquitin protein ligase activity. NCBI's taxonomy places the organism in Eukaryota, Viridiplantae, Streptophyta, Magnoliopsida, Zingiberales, Musaceae.